This is a messenger RNA of Hyalella azteca, 1593 nucleotides long. RefSeq lists its product as uncharacterized. Bases 86 to 838 code for a protein of 250 amino acids. The record is from RefSeq and is a predicted model, not a curated record. NCBI's taxonomy places the organism in Eukaryota, Metazoa, Arthropoda, Malacostraca, Amphipoda, Hyalellidae. The transcript has 4 exons.
GUGAUCAGGACAUGCGGUGCUAGCGAGCCGCUGCGACCUUAAUUGGAAUCGUCAUCACAGUGCCUGAGUAUUGAAUAAGUCCAACAUGGCGUCUCCCACACGUACCACCACCACUUUGCUCCUACUUCUGUGCCUAGUCACGCCCCUCUAUGCUUCACCUCUCUUCUUCGGUAAGGGCAACAGCAACACCAACAGAGGCAGCAGCACUAGCAGCAGUAGCAGCAGCAGCAGCAGUAGCAGCAGCAGCAGCAGUAGCAGUAGCACCAACGAUGAUGACUUCGCCCUGGACUUCAGCUUGUCCACCGAUGAACAAGUGCCGGAGCCUGGAUUCUUCGAGCGCAUCGCUAGCGGGGCGAGGCUUGUCAAGGCCUUCAUUAGGAGCUUCAUAACUGUCAUCACAAACCGCGACCAAAGCUCUGACGAUCGCAAUCUCGACGCAGUAGCGGCAGAAAGCGAGUUAGCUGAUUUCGAUCCCUUCGGCGUGGACCCAUCUGACACGGAUAUCGAUUUCUUCGCUGAUCUUGACAACCCCUCAACCAACGAGGUCGUGCCUUCCUUGACGGCUUCAGGUGCAACCCUUCGCACUUCGAACAGUCGCAGCAUUGACUCUAUUUCUCCAGCAUCGGGAGUGAAUUCUACAGCUAUAAUUACAUCGGGUAGUACAUCUGCAUCUGGAACUUUAGGCUCAACGGACAAUAAUCUGGUCAAUAUCGAUAAUGUGGCUGAGAAUACUGCCGCUGAGAGUGGCCAGAACUUUGGAAAUUCCAAGGUGAUUCGGGCUAAACUGAUAGGGUUCAGUUCGUCAACAGCAAAUAGAAGAGAUGCUACGACUCAAUGAUGAUGAUGUCAACGAAAAGCAGAUUUUACCUGAUAAGACAAAUUUAUCUGUCGUGAAAGAUUCAUUUUGAAUGAUGAAUACAUCGACAAUGAUAUAAGAAGAAAGCACAGGAAUUAUGUUUAAGAUUUUUCAAGCUUUCGGGACUUGAUCAACGUUCAUUUCAUCACUUAAUUGUUUUUAUUAAAAACAUGAAAACAAAUAUGAAAUGAUAAAAAACUUCCUAGAUGAUAAUUUUUAUAUAUUUAAGUACCAAACAGCUGUUCCCAAGCAGGUGGGUAUAGAAGAGCUUUACAGAUUUCAAAUCUGCCCAAAUGUCUGUGGAAACUGCUUUGCAGCGAGCAAUGCGUAGGUAUAGUAGAGAAAUUAAUCGGUUAAGUAUUGAUGCUCAAUUUACCUGUCCACAUGUUCUCAUACAAUAAAACUUAGAUUUCGUUAAGUUAAACUUCAAGCCGAUUAAAAAAAGACGACUGGUUGUCAUUUUUGAUGCUCAAGAUCGUUUCAAUUUAUUUGAUAUCGUUAUCAAAUAAAUAAUAAAUAAAUUCCUGAUAUUCAUAGGUAAUUGCAUUCGAUUCUCCGAAUGCUCUUUUCCUUUUUUUAAGUUUCGUGGGAGAUGAAUAUCCGCAAAUAAACGGCUUUUCUUUUAUCUAUAAAAUAUUUGCAGAUGUCAACCAAUAUUUGCUCUGUAACUUCUUUAAUAAAAAUGACACACAAUUUUAUUAACAACUUUCCCGUUGCCUAUUCUUAUGUGCAAGGCU